AUGAAGGUGGUAAAAACGAUUAUAUUAAUUGGAGAAAAGCGGUUAUUUACUUCUAGCAUUGGUCAAAGGGAAAUAGAGAAAACUUGCACAAUCUACUGAAUGUAGCGAACAGUAUGUUAAAAUAUCUCGAGAACUCUGCUGCAUAAAAGUGUGCAGCAUUGAAAAGAAAAAGCUAGUUGCAGCUAAAUGGUUGUGAAAAUCUUCAUCAAGUGAAGUGAAUGCAAAAAGAAAAUAAUCUUCUGACCAGAAAAGAGGGCAAAUAAGAAGAAAUUCAGUCAGAGUUAUAAACCAGACAAAUGUGAACACAAACUUGAAAAGGAUAAGCUCCGCAAUCAGGUGGAGGAACUGGCAAGGAAAUUGCAAGAGAAAGAAGCAGAGAUGGAAAGUCUAAAAUCUCCGGUUCAGUACCUCCUGAAGAAAGAAAAACUCCAGGAAAGCAAAAAAAUUGAAAUGAAGAAAGGACAAUUUAACAAUAUGAACUUGAGAGACAAACAGAAUAAAUAA
This is a messenger RNA of Pocillopora meandrina, 504 nucleotides long. Lineage: Eukaryota; Metazoa; Cnidaria; Anthozoa; Scleractinia; Pocilloporidae. The record is from the annotation of a GenBank genome assembly.